CUCCUCUACUGCUCCGUUGCUGCCGCGUGGAUUGAUGGGAUUAGGGGAACACAUCCUUAAAUCUCUGCAUGCAGCAGGCUCUGUGCACCACAAAGGUUUCAUUUCUGCAGAGAUGUGGUCAAAAAAUCACGAAUGAAGUGGUUCUGCUUCUGCAGGAGUUGUUUUGAGUACGGUCAAGCAGAGAUUAGCCCAGCCACCGGCGGUGAAGGAGGAUCCACCCUCCCCAUGGCGUUUGCACCUCCCAAAAACCCGGAUGGCUCCAAGCUCCGGCUCCGGCUGAGCUCGUGGACUCCGCUGAACCACCAGCUCAUGAACAACAAGGUAUUUGAAGAAAGAAGAUCCCUGCUUGGAAAAUGGUUUGACAAGUGGACAGAUGGCCAGAGGAGGAGGAUCCUGGUGGACCUGCUGGAACGCUGCUCCCUGUCCCAGCAGAAAUUCUGUGCCAAGCAGCUCCAGGCCCGAGUCCCCACUGAGGCCGUCGAUUUUACCACGCGGCUCCCUCGAGUCCUGUCCUUGUACAUCUUUUCCUUCCUGGACCCACGGAGCCUCUGUCGAUGUGCACAGGUGAGCUGGCACUGGAAGUACCUGUCGGAGCUGGACCAGCUGUGGAUGCUCAAGUGCCUGCGUUUCGGGUGGUUCCUCAACUUCUGCCCCACGCCCUUCGAGCAGGGCGUCUGGAAAAAACACUACAUCGAGAUGGUGAGGGAGCUGCGCCUCUCCAGGCCCAAGACUCCUUCCAAGGACGAGUUCAUCGUUAUCGACGUGCAGCCAGUAAAAAGCAACGUCCCAGAGAGGAAACCUUCUGUGGCAGGACUGGGGACAACCAGGGGGAAAAAAGAGCUCCCUCCUUGGCGUUCAUCCGACAGGAACCCCACGGACACCAUCCGCUACAACUACCUGGACAACUACGACCCCAUCGAGCAGGCCAGGCAGGCGAGGAGGAAGGGAGGAGGGCACACCCCGGACCUGAGCAGGCAGGCGGCCGAGAGGAAGAAGAGAGGAGGUCGUGGAUCCACUCAGCUCCGGAAGGUGAAAUCCCUGGCAAGUGUCACCAGGGUGUGAUUCCAGCACCUGGGCCGGUGUCAGGCACCCCCAGGGGUGGUGGAGCUCGGAGUUUUUCCCUCAGGGAAAAACCUGGGCAGGAGGAGGACACCAACCCCCCCCCCCUUCCCAUGGCUGGCUGCUCUGAGGGAAUCUCCCUGCAUCCCAGACAUCGCUGUGGGUGGGAAGGGGACAGCACUGUCAGUGCAGAGAGUGACCCUGUUAUUUAUCCGCUCCUCUACCCCCAAAAAUCCCUUUUCAAGCUUUUUACAAAGUGCUGCCACAGUUCUUUCAUGACUCUUGCACCUCUUCCCAAAACCUCACAACUUUGGAUCGCCGCGGUUCGAUGUUCGUUUGUUCUGCACGCCCUGAGCCCGAGCAAAGCAUCCCCAAACCUUAACACUGAGAGCUCUUUGUGCUCAGGGCUGCUGAAAUAGGACAUCCUCCCAUGAAAGGAGCCCAGGGAAGUCAUUCCAUAAAGCUCCACGGGUUUUGUGGCUCUGGGAACAAAGAGGUGCCUGGAGAAGGCCGUGCUCACCAGCGUGUCGGGGCUCUGGGAGCGGACCUGGCGCUCCCCGAGCACGGAGGGCAGGGAACGCCUGGGAGUUGUGCUAAAAAAGGGUUACAAAAAAAAGAGAGGCAUUGUCUCCCAGAUGGGGAGGCAUCCUCCUGACCCAAAUACAGCCUUGCGUGCAAGGAAAUGGAUUCUGGCACUGUUAGAGCACAGAAAAUAUCAUUAUUCAGCCUCUGUCUUAGGGUUUGCACUCUCUGCAGAUCAGUGUCCUCACACUGUCGGCUCUUAACUUCUUUUUACCAGGGUUGGGAU
Molecule: messenger RNA, 1867 nt
Organism: Vidua macroura (Pin-tailed whydah)
Lineage: Eukaryota; Metazoa; Chordata; Aves; Passeriformes; Viduidae
Gene: FBXO16
Product: F-box protein 16
Exons: 7
Coding region: 133-1062 (309 amino acids)
Molecular function (GO): protein binding
Source: RefSeq, a predicted model, not a curated record